GCGGCGCAGCGAUCUUUGGGCGGGAGUGCGGUGCGACGCGGCGAGAGCUAGGCGCACGUGUUUGCGGGUAGCGAUAGAAUUAUUUCUUUUGCGCGUAAUCGCUCCGCCCGUAUAAAAGUCAGUUCGCCGCCGCACGUAGGUUUACACUGUUGUUCCCGGUCUCGCAUCAGGUCUCACAAUGUCUGCAAGCAAGCCAGCUUACAAAAUAGCCGACAUUGGCUUGGCUGAUUUUGGUCGCAAGGAGAUCAUCGUAGCUGAAAAUGAAAUGCCUGGGCUUAUGGCACUGCGUCGCAAGUAUGGACCAUCAAAGCCACUGAAGGGUGCUCGGAUUGCUGGCUGUCUGCAUAUGACCAUUCAGACUGCUGUUCUAAUUGAAACUCUGCUUGAACUUGGAGCUGAGGUUCAGUGGUCAAGCUGCAACAUAUUUUCCACCCAAGAUCAUGCUGCUGCAGCCAUUGCUAAGCGUGGCGUUCCUGUUUAUGCAUGGAAAGGUGAAACGGAGGAGGAAUACAUUUGGUGCAUUGAGCAGACUCUUGUUUUCCCGGACGGCCAGCCACUCAACAUGAUCCUCGAUGACGGAGGAGAUCUAACAGCUCUUGUCCAUACCAAGUAUCCCCAGUACCUUUCUGGCAUUCGAGGCUUGUCAGAGGAAACCACUACUGGCGUCCAUCAACUAUAUAAGAUGAAAAAGGAAGGGACGCUCAAAGUUCCCUGCAUCAAUGUGAACGACUCUGUCACAAAGAGCAAAUUUGACAACUUAUAUGGCUGCCGUGAGUCGCUAGCUGAUGGCAUCAAACGAGCAACAGACAUAAUGCUUGCUGGCAAGGUGGCUUGUGUAGCUGGAUUUGGCGACGUUGGCAAAGGUUGUUCACAGUCCCUGCGUGGCUUCGGAUGUCGUGUGCUCAUCACGGAGGUUGAUCCCAUCAAUGCCCUGCAGGCUGCUAUGGAAGGCUUUGAGGUCACCACCAUGGAGGAUGCUGUAUCAAAGGCCUCUAUUUUUGUGACUGCUACUGGAUGCCGGGAUAUUAUACGAGGAGAACAUUUUGAGAAGAUGCGUAAUGAUUCCAUUGUUUGCAACAUUGGCCACUUUGAUAUCGAAAUUGAUGUCAAGUGGCUGGAACAGAAUGCUGCAGAAAAGAUUGAGAUCAAGCCUCAGGUUGACCGUUACAAGCUGAAAAAUGGCAAUCACAUUAUAUGCCUUGCUCAAGGUCGCCUCGUGAAUUUGGGUUGUGCUAUGGGACACCCAUCAUUCGUCAUGAGCACUUCUUUCACAAAUCAAGUGCUUGCUCAGAUUGAGUUGUGGACUAAAACUGACAAGUACAAGGUGGACGUGUAUUUCUUGCCUAAGAAGCUUGAUGAGGAAGUUGCAGCACUUCACCUCGGCCACCUUGGAGUGAAACUGUCCAAGCUGACAAAGGAGCAGUCCUCUUACCUCGGCAUUCCUUCUGAAGGCCCUUAUAAGCCGGAUUACUAUCGAUACUAGACUUGAUGGCAUUUGCCGCUAUGGUCUGCUGUUUCUUGAGAAAUUUGUUGGCCAAUUUUUAUGAUAAUAAAUUGGAAUGAUCAUUA
Molecule: messenger RNA, 1569 nt
Organism: Dermacentor albipictus
Lineage: Eukaryota; Metazoa; Arthropoda; Arachnida; Ixodida; Ixodidae
Gene: Ahcy
Product: adenosylhomocysteinase
Biological process (GO): L-methionine cycle
Cellular component (GO): cytosol
Molecular function (GO): adenosylhomocysteinase activity
Source: RefSeq, a predicted model, not a curated record